This is a messenger RNA of Zingiber officinale, 840 nucleotides long. RefSeq names its product auxin-responsive protein SAUR50-like. The record is from RefSeq and is a predicted model, not a curated record. The transcript has 2 exons. Lineage: Eukaryota; Viridiplantae; Streptophyta; Magnoliopsida; Zingiberales; Zingiberaceae. Bases 48 to 332 code for a protein of 94 amino acids. Gene Ontology annotation, biological process: response to auxin.
CCUCACUUUUCUUCUUCUCCUUCUUCGUCCCUGGAUACGUAUUAAACAUGGGGAAGCCUGCCAUCAAGCAGAUUCUGAAGCGGUGCUGGAGCCUGGGCCGCAAGCAGGGCGCGGCAGGGGAGGCGCCGGACGUGCCGCGGGGGCACUUCGCGGUGUACGUGGGCGAGAAGCGGAGCCGCUUCGUGGUCCCCAUCUCCUUCCUCUCCCACCCGGAGUUCCAGCGCUUGCUGCGGCAGGCGGAGGAGGAGUUCGGCUUCGACCACGAGCAGGGCCUCACUAUCCCCUGCGAGGAGGUCGCCUUUAGGACUCUCAUCACCGCCGCUCUCCGGUGAACCCAGGCCGGCAAUUCUUUGUCGUUAUCUUCCUGCUAGACUCUGUACAUGUGUUCUCUACUGUGCACGAGAUGAGAUGAGAUGGCGAGAAAAAAAGAUAGCCACAAUAAUAUUCGUCCAAAUGAUCAACCGCUUUGCAUGCCUUAAUUAAGAACAGAGCUUUUAUGAGGGGAAAAAACAAAGUGCAGCAAGAAGGCCUCCCCCUCCAUCUUCAUCUCCAUGUCUCUUGGCACAAAAGUAGCUAGCUUUUGCAGGACAUGCGAUCCUGUGGUUAAAGUUCCAAUGGGGAAAGAACAAAGACGUCAAAAAGAGAGCUCCUUGAUUGGCGGUAGCACAACUUCAAGUCUACCCUAAUCCUUGAAUGUGCCUGCCUCUGCUUGAGAAAGAUGGAGGGGAUGACGUGACGCGAGACGGCGACGCAACGCUGAUCAAGUAGCAGAAUUCUUGCAUAACUAAAUCCGUGUUUUUUUUUGUCUGUGUGUUCCAAAAACACUGCAACUUUUAUGCA